GAUACAGCUUAGCCGUCUGUUCUUCGAAAGUUCAGAAACCCGCCGCGAGCGCUGCUAACCCCGCUCUCCCCCCAAUUCCCAGGAAAAAAAAAGAGAAAGAAAAUCCCAAAUCCUCGCCGGCCGCCGCGACGCCGUCCUUGCCCUAACGCGCGCCGACGCCGUCCACCGUUCUGCCCGCCCGACCGGGACCCCUCCGCCCGCCCCCGCCCCCGCCCCAGCCGCCGGUAGCCUUGCCGCGGUUUCUUGCAGCGGGGAGGUCGGCGGCGACUACGAGGAGGACGCGGAGCGCAUUGCGUGAAGGGUGCAGCAGCCGCACCACGCGCACCGCCGCUCCGCCCGACCGGGAACCCUUCAACGCCCUGCCUCCGGUAAUCUUGACGCGGCCACGCCUUUUAUUGCAACCGGCGGCGACUCCGAGGAGGAAGCGGAGCGCGUCGCGGGACACAACACGCGCCGACGCCGUCCGCUGCUCCGCUCCACCGGAGAGUCCCUCCGCUUGAUCCCACUCCGCCCCGUCGACGCCGAGGACCACCGAGCCGGCUUCCGCCCCGUCCACGCCGACCUGUUGCGAUGGGGAAUGCGGCCUUCCAGAGGAACGGCGGUGGCGCUGGAGCCACCGAUGAGGAGAACUCUUUGGCUACCGCAGUUGCGGAGGCGACUGCGACGGGCGCCAGGCAGGCCAUCAUUGACGCGGUCCUCGAGGCUCGGCAAGAAGGCGCGGUGGGAGGCCAGGAGAUCGACCACGAGAAUCCAGCAGAAGCUUUGGUGGCCGGUGUGCUGCCCCUUUCGCGUGCUCAGGCCGCCGCCGCCGCUGGCGCGAAGCGCGGUAUCGAUGCUAUGGUGCGGGAUCUUGAACCUGCCAACCGAUUUGCCUACGAUCUCAAGAGGCUGAAGGUUGCGGCUGCCUCUGCAGCCAGCGCGGGGGUGAAAGCAGCCGUACUGAUGGCGGGGCAGCACGCCAUGGGGGAGAUUGACCAGGAGACAGCAGCAGCAGCAGCAGCAGCAGCAGCAGCAGCAGCCUAA
This is a messenger RNA of Phragmites australis (common reed), 1023 nucleotides long. RefSeq lists its product as uncharacterized. The transcript is spliced from 2 exons. NCBI's taxonomy places the organism in Eukaryota, Viridiplantae, Streptophyta, Magnoliopsida, Poales, Poaceae. Bases 571 to 1023 code for a protein of 150 amino acids. The record is from RefSeq and is a predicted model, not a curated record.